Sclerotinia sclerotiorum 1980 UF-70 is the source of this 1521-nucleotide messenger RNA. RefSeq lists its product as hypothetical. The transcript has 4 exons. The record is from RefSeq and is a predicted model, not a curated record. Gene Ontology annotation, biological process: transmembrane transport. Bases 1 to 1521 code for a protein of 506 amino acids. NCBI's taxonomy places the organism in Eukaryota, Fungi, Ascomycota, Leotiomycetes, Helotiales, Sclerotiniaceae. Gene Ontology annotation, molecular function: transmembrane transporter activity.
AUGUCAUCAAGUCAAUCAAACAUAGCAAAUGUUGAUCAAUUUGAUGCCCAUCGAAAAAUUUCAAUUUGCGUGGAAUCGGGUUCAACAUCCCAAGUCCCAGAAAUCAAACUUGAUCAACAUGGAUUACCACUAGUACCUCAACCCAGUCGCUUUAAAGAUGAUCCAUUGAAUUGGCCAACAUGGCUCAAAUGGGCAGUUCUCAUUCAAGUUGGCUAUAUGGCAGCCUUAGGACCCUACAAUGCCGCCCUCAUUAAUCCAAGUUUAGUUCUCCUAAGUAAAACGCUUGGUGUCAGUCCUCAAGUAGCCGCAUACAGUACAACUACAGCAAUUAUCACGGGAGGUGUUUCACCAUUCAUUUAUGCACCUCUCACAAAUAUCUAUGGUCGUAGACCUAUCACUUUAUUCGCAAUCAUCUUGACUAUCAUUGGAGGAGUAACAUCAGCUUGCUCAACUACAUUUGCCCAACUAGUUGGUACAAGGGCACUUUGUGGGGCUGGAUUUGGUGGCAUGAUGUCAGUAGGAACUGCUUGUGUGAAUGAUAUGUUUUUUCUUCAUCAAAGAGGUGAAGCUACUGGUGUAUACUCUAUUUUUAUCACAAAUGGUGCUCAUGUAGCUGCCAUCAUUGGUGGUUAUCUUGGUUCAUCCUUAGGAUGGCAAUGGGAUUACUGGGUCGGAGCAAUCAGUACAUCCGUUUCACUCCUCCUUGCCAUUUUUCUCUUCCCCGAAACACUCUUCUCUCGAGAUCCAUCCUAUCUCUCUACACGUACCAAAACUCGCACAUACUAUGAACUUCUCUUUGAUUUUCGAGGGAAUGCUCUCCCUAAUCGUUCACUCCACUUUUCCCAUUUCUUCCAAUCCUUCUACAUGCUCCGCUAUCCUUCUAUCUUCUUCCCUUUUUGGUACUACACAUGGGCAUGGACUUUUAUUAAUGUUAUGCCCGCCAUCACCAUCGCCACCAUCUACACUGGAUUCUACGGUUUAAAAUCCGGACCCAUUGGUCUCUGUCUAGGUGUUUCUCUCAUGAUAGGUAGUUUCCUUGGAGAACUCAGCGCGGGAAAAGCAAGUGAUUAUGUCAUGUAUCGUAUGGCGAGAAAGAAUGGAAAUGUAAGGAAACCCGAAUAUAGACUUUAUCUUUGUUGUUUAUCGGCGGUGUUUAUGCCCGUUGGAUUGAUUGUUUUUGGGGCUACGGUGGGAAAGGCCCAUUAUAUUAUUCCUCUUAUUGGUUUGGCUAUUGGCGUCUUCGGUCUCCAAAUCGCCUCCACAACCCUCUACGCCUACGUUUCCGACUGCUACAAACCCCAAACCGCCGAAACAGGCGUCCUCUUUAAUCUUUCCCGGGGCCUCUCAUUCGUCGUGGGUUAUUUCGCUCUGCCGUUUGCGGAUGAAGUAGGGUUUACAUGGGCGUGGUUCACGUUUGCGAUGACGCUUUUGGUGUUUUUUGCGCCUGUUGGGGCGUUGAUUUGGUGGGGGGAGGGGUGGAGGGAGAGGGGAGGGGUGCCUGGGUUUCAUAGGUGGUUGUAG